AAAAUAGAUAACAAAAUACGAAAAAUGACCGAUUAGUCUAAAACUUUUCAAAAACAUUAUAAUUUUCAUUUCAUUAUAAUUUAGCACAUUGAAGAUGGAUAUCGACAGGGUCGAGCGCAGAGACCAGCUGAGCGUCGAAGAAUUUGUCAAAGAAUUCCUUGAGCCCAACCUGCCGGUCAUCCUGGGCAGCCACUUCACCAGCACCUGGGCGGCACGUCGCGAGUGGGUAUCUGACGGCAAGCCCAAUUUCCCGCGCCUUCUCGAACUCUAUGCGCACGCGCAAGUACAAGUAGCCGAAUGCGACACAGUGUAUUUUUCCGACCAAAAGCGCACAACCAUGUCCUUUGGCGACUUUAUUUCAAAAUGGCACAGCAACUCGAAGUUAUACUGCAAGGACUGGCACUUUACACAGAAUAGCCCCUUCUCCGCAUACCGGCCGCUAGCGCACCUGUCGAACGACUGGCUUAACCUGCAUUGCGAUAGCGAAGCGGCUGGCGAUGACUUUCGGUUCUGUUAUCUGGGUGGCGACGCCACGUGGACCCCGUUCCACGAGGAUGUCUUCCGGUCGUACUCGUGGAGCGCCAAUAUCUGCGGCCACAAAAAAUGGAUCCUGGUGCUGCCCGGCCAGAACCACCUGUUCACCGAUGGGCUGGGCAACUGGGUGUAUAACCUGAUGGACUACGACAAGCAAAAAUACCCGCGGCUCAGCGAGCUCAAAACUCUAGAGAUCAUGCAAUCCCCUGGCGAAACCGUCUUUGUGCCAGCCGGCUGGUGGCACCAGGUAAUCAACAUUGGCGACACCAUUUCGAUCAACCACAAUUGGACGAACGAACACAACCUGCACCGCAUGUAUGCGCGCCUCAGGGCCGAUCUGGAUGCCGUCAAAUAUGCGCUCAGGGACGUCGUCGACAUGGAUGGCUUUGACGAGCACGUGCAGGUGGUGCUACGCGCCGAUAGUGGCACGGACUACUGGUUGUUUGCUGGAUUUCUGGAGAGCAUGGCACGCAUUUAUUUGGCGCAGCUGCAGGCAGUGCGGGACGGGGGCUGUGACGGUGGCGGCCGGCUGGCGGCGUUUGAUCGCGCGUAUCGGUCCCCCGACGCCCUGCGCCUUGCGCUAGGCCAUAUAGCGAAUGUGCUGGGGAUGCUGGAGGAUGAUCCGGACGCUUGCAGGAUUAAGGAUCUCGCUGUGAAGAUCAGCCGGCUGAACGAGCAGAUCCGACAGGCAUUGAUGUGAAUGCGUAGUGGCGAAGUGCCGCGUAUCCUUUUUUUAAUCACAUUCUCAGAUCGAAAAAAAAUGAAGGGGGAAGUUACC
Kickxella alabastrina is the source of this 1312-nucleotide messenger RNA. RefSeq lists its product as uncharacterized. Lineage: Eukaryota; Fungi; Kickxellomycota; Kickxellomycetes; Kickxellales; Kickxellaceae. The coding region runs from base 95 to 1234 and encodes 379 amino acids. The transcript has a single exon. Gene Ontology annotation, biological process: negative regulation of gene expression; protein hydroxylation; positive regulation of translational termination. Gene Ontology annotation, cellular component: cytoplasm; nucleus. Gene Ontology annotation, molecular function: sequence-specific DNA binding; histone H4R3 demethylase activity. The record is from RefSeq and is a predicted model, not a curated record.